Megalopta genalis is the source of this 7373-nucleotide messenger RNA. The record is from RefSeq and is a predicted model, not a curated record. NCBI's taxonomy places the organism in Eukaryota, Metazoa, Arthropoda, Insecta, Hymenoptera, Halictidae.
CCCGACGAGACAGUCCGCGUCCAGGAGGAUGGCGAUAAAAGAGCAUACACAUGCAUAAUCGCGUCUAAACGCACGUUCACCUCCGGGGCUGGCUGGCUGGCUGGCUGGCUCUCGCCUCUGGCCCUCCGCGUCGCCCUCCAAAAUGUGAACCCUGACCCGAAGAGGGGAAAUCGCGCGAGAGUGAAAUCGCCGCCUUCGUCGAGCGGUGCAACGAGCCGUGCGACCAGCCGUGGUUCCCGUGGUGCGCGCUGCUCGAGUUUUGUUUUGUCCCUCCCUCGCUUUCUCGUUUUCUCUCUCUCCCUCUCUCUCUCUCCCCCUUUCUCGCUCUCGCGCGCUCUCUCUUUUUCUCUCUCUCUCCCUCCCUCUCUCUCUCUCUCUCUCUCUCUCUCUCUCUCUCUUUCUCUCUCACCGCGUGGCAGAGCAGAGAAAGAGUAGCAAAACCUUUGGCCUUUGACGGAUAUCCUCCAGUUGACGGUGUGGAAUCAUGAACAGCUCGCCGCAGAAUUCGGAGGUGGUGGCCGGGCAACAGCACCGGGCCGGCGGUGGUGGCGGCGGUGGUGGCGGCGGCGGUGGCGGCGGCGUCGUCGAGAACAGCGACGAGGAAGAAUGGAGUGGUGUCGUGGAAUGUGUAAUGUUAUUGCAUCGACUCGUGUACCGAAAGAAUGAUUUUUAUUUGCUGAAACAGCCUUCCUCGAGCAGUUUCUUGUUGCCCAUUUCAAGUUGUUUUUCGUGGUCAAGGAAGUUCUGUGGGUUGCACAACGCUGUUCUGGAGAGGUCGAAGUCGGAUCGAGCGACGCGUACGGACGAGGACAGACGUCGUCGCACCAUCAUCGUCGAAAAGAAGAACGGCACGUACGGUUUCACCUUGCAGAGUUAUGGGAUCCACUACAAAAGGGAGCAGGAAAUCGAGAUGGUCACGUACGUGGAUUACGUCGAGUACGACGGGCCGGCGUCCAAAGCCGGCAUGCGGGAGGGCGACGUGAUACUCUCGAUAAAUGGCCACGAAAUGGACCGAGCCGACCACAAAACCCUGGUCAACUUCAUAAAGAACUGUGAUACUAGGAUGCGUAUGGUGGUGUCUUUCGAAGACUGCGUGAGAAAGGUGGAAUUGCAUAUGCGUUACAUCGAGCUGCAACGUGCCCUCCAAUCGCGAUUAGGCGAGCUGGAGAGGCUGUGCGAGAGGGAACAGUCCAUCAUAAUGGGUCGAUGGAAAACCCAUUCACUGCCAGCACGAAAACGUACGCCCAACACCGUGAUCGCCAACAACCCCAACCAGCCGUCGCCGUCGUCCAGUUUCAACUCCUCGACGAUUCAGUGUUGUCGGCCAGCCACGUCUACCGAACACCUUCUGCUGUACAACGUGUUCUCCGAUGGUCGGCCGUGCUUGGUGCCCCGGAACGCCGCUUGCCUGGUAGCAGUGGGGCCGCCGCGGUCCCGCAGCGAUCACCAUCACUUUCUGUCGAAGAUGUCCAGCGACUCCAGCGUGGCGACCUCUUCGAGACACAGCUAUCACCAAGCGAACGGCAUGAGCAACACACCGGCGAAAUCGAAAUCGCACAAGUCUUGCCAGCAACAGCAGCAAUCCGGCGGAGAGCCGGCUCUUCAUGCUCCUCCUCAGACCAGCUUGUGCGUGGCUUGCAUUUCUAGCACGAAUCGUCGAAGAGAACAAGCGGACAACGGUAGCUUGGACGCGUACGACCUGGCCAGUCCUUGUUGCGACCCAAAUUGCGUGCCUAGUCGGCGUCGUCGGGAGAAACAGAGGCGAGCGAAGACCGAGCAAAAUCAUCAUCAACAACAGCAGCAACAGCAACAGCACCAGCAGCAACAGCAGCAGCAACAACAACAGCAGCAGAUGCAGCAGCAACAUCAUCACGUGCAACGGGAUCAGCAGCAGCAACAGCAACAACAACAGCAGCAGCAGCAGCAACAGCAACACGGUACGCACAAUUGCUCGCGAACCUCCGGGCACAGUUUGCAUUCCAUCACCAGCAGCGACGUCUCUACCAUCGCAGACAGCGUAGCUUCCUGCACAACUAGUCUCAGCACGGAUACCCUGUAUUGGGAUCCGACGAAUGUUCAUCAACGACCACCGCCGUGCCUUCAGUACGCAAAACCAAAGUCCUGGGACAAUCUGACCACAAAAGCGUUCGGCGGUUAUGGAUUUGGGUACGGGUACUUGGACACGGCUACCAUAAAGACGCACAGCGCCGAGAGGCCGGGUAAAGGAUCCCAUGGCCGAGCCAAAACCCCGACCGGCACCGUUCAGAGACGAACGAGCACCAGCACCACGUAUUCCGGUAGUUCCGGUAGGCAUUUCCAGCCGACAAAGUCUACCGAGAGUCUGCUGAUACCGCCCCCUUAUCAGACCGAGUUGGACGCUAGCCUAAGUUGCGAGUGCCUGGACGGACCCACUCCCAGAUGCGUGCCCGUCGUGCAGAUCGAGAAACAUGGUCGGCAAGAGGAGGCUGCUUACAUUAUUAGCACGCACGCGCAAGUUAGACAUCGCCGAUCUAGUCAUUCCGAUGGGAAGUUGAGGGCUCUAAACAAUUCCGAGGUUACUCGGCUCAUAAACAGCCAUUUAAAUGACUCCUUAAAACAGAGAGAAGUAUUACCAGAAUUUUCGGACGAUGAGAAGGAAGAUCCUGUGGAAGAGCAACCCAUAGUUGUUGUAUUAAGCACGGGUGAUUUAACUGCAGAAGAAGCAGAUGCAUUCAUAAAGAAGAAAGAGAAAGUCCCUUGUCCUCCUAAAUCGUUUGUGUCGCGUGAACGAGCACGAUUUUUCGGCCGGACCGCGCGGAAAUCUCGGCAACGCGACGCGCCGACUGGAAACCGACACCUACCCAACUACCAAUUUUGUUGGUUAUGGGAACAAGGAAAUAGGAAUCAACUGUACAGUGGUGGCCCCAUGGAAGGCACGUUGGAAGAACCCCCUGUUAAGGACUCAUCUCAGGCCAGUCCUGAUAAGGUUCUCAAAGAUGUUGUGAUACCAAAUGGAGUUAAUGGAAAUUAUAAUGACAAUGAGGGAUUCGUUGAUACGGAAAAUGCAUCUGAUCUGUCAAAAGAAACCAAUGAUGCGACAAAAGAGGAGGGGGAGGAAAAUGAAGAAGAAGAUGACGAAGACGAACGUAGAAUGGAAGUUGAAAUCGAAGAUGGGGAAGUAGAAUCCGAAGACAGUGAGCAAGAUAGUAUAAUGGAAAGUAGGAGUAAAGGGGGUGAAAUGUUAGAGUCCAGGAAUGACUCUAAUGUAACUAAAACAUCCGAGGGUGUCAGUGAGACGAACAAUACUAGUGAAGUGUCUAAAACUGAUGAUAAGUGUAAAAACACAUCUUGUGAGGCUAUGGAAAUCGAUGAACAGAGUAAUAACUCAGAUGUUGAAUGCCUGGAUGAGAGCAUAACUGAAAUACAAUUUGAUACUGACAAUGUGUUCACUAUGAAAAACUCUGCCCACAAGGAUAACCAGAAUUUAUCAGGCAGCAGUGAUUUACAACAGAUUAACGACAGUGGCGAAGUUACUGACAGUACCAUGGAUACAUCCGACGUGAAGAUAUGCGAGGAGAACGGAAGCUGCGAGAGUCCAGACAUAGAGGAGAUAACCGACGGCACGAAAAACGGUCACAAUACUUCGCCGGAGCGGGCCAAUAAAGAUCCCACGAAGCAACGGAAGCCACGAAAACAAGUAGACCUUAGUAGUAUUACACCAAGAAGAAGUUCUCGUAAUAUAAAGAGGACAAGUUACAUAGAGAAAGAAAUAGAAGAAGACGUAGACGACGAUGGUUCUGAUAUAGAAGAAAUCAAGCCUGAAGAUCCAUUGGCUGGUAUCGAUGGAAAAGACAAAGAGAAUUCGAAGCUAAAGUCACCGGUCAAAAACAGUAAAACUACUAUCGUAGUAAACGAUACCAAACGUUUGGUGGAGAUCGCCGCUGGUAGUAAGUCGGUGAAAGGAGGAAAAAAAGAACCCACCUUAGUUAUUAUAGACACGAAUUCUAUCCUAUCUGGACGCGGUGGUGUUCCUGUGAGUAGCAGUAAGCCACAUCACUCUGUCUCUAGUUCUAGUUCUUUUUCAGUUGUUCCCAUGGGCAUGACAACGCAAACAAUGUAUCCCAACAUGAGAACAACCAUUACACCAGUACCCAUGACGUCAAAAGCGGCACAAUUAAGUCCCAAGACGAGCAGUAUGACUACAGUAACACCUACUGUUCCUCCUAUAUUACCCACAUUAACCGACGAUAUGUUCGUCGUGGAAGCACCAUCUUUUAUAGUACCGUAUGUAUAUGAAAAGCCACCGCUGAAACCAUUAAAAGAUUUCGUCACAAAACUAGAACAAUGCUUAGAGGAGAAAGAAAAGGAAGAACAGAGCAAAAAAAGCGAAGAAAAUAAAGGAGAUGAAGGCAACGACGACUUGGAAGAUAUGAGUCAAAAAAAUAAAGACAAAGGCGAUGAAAGCGAAAGCGAAGGUAGCUCCAAGAGCAAAAGAGACGUAGAGGAUAUCAGAGGAGGUGACAAUUCGGUAGAUCUAACUGAAUCUGGAUUUAGUAAUUUAGGUGACAAACAGGACAUAAGGCAAGACGAUAGAAAUAAAGUACUGACAUACUUUGACUUACCAUUGGGCAAAUUUUUCAUGCAGAUCGGAGUGAAUCUUGUUCAAGAAUACGUGCAAACGGAUCUUUUACGGACUCAAAAGCGUAAACAAGGCAAAGGUAGCACAUCUGCCGAAACUCAAAUAGCUAUAAAUUCACUCAUCAAGAACCUAGAAUUUAGUAAAGAAAAUAACGAACCAUUCCACUUAGAACUGAAAAAAUGUGAGUUCUGUAGUUUUAAAACAGAAUCGACCUUAGUCAUGCAGCAUCAUUUAGAGACUCCGCAUAUGCGCAAUUACGUUUACAAAUGUAACUUUUGUCCGAUCGAGGUGCGUAGUCCUCAUGAUAUCUUAUUUCAUAUGGAAGCGGAACAUAAUACUCGUGGUAGGCUGGAGCGUGGUCCAGCCUUCCAUCAAUGCCCGAAUUGUCCGUUCGAAGACAAUCAGAAAGGCAAACUAACUCGGCACAUACUUGCUUGCACGAAAAAAUUCAGACCAGAGAAGAAUUUGGAACCAGCCGCAGAUUGGGAACCACCGGCAAAGAUUCCAAGAUUGAACCGUGCAAGAGCCCCUGGACCCACUAAUCCCAGCGCACUUGCUGCUAUGGCAAUGGGCGGUAAAGGACCACAACCACUUCUACCGAAAUUACUUCCUGCCCCGAUCACUGGUCGUGGAAGAGGACGACCACCGAUGCAGCCCAGAUAUUCAGAUAUGAAGACAUUACGACCGGGAGGAACACAAAUGCGGCAAGAUAAUGUGGCAGGAAUGAUGUAUCGUCCAACCUCUUCUGGUUUAUUGGUACCUACUUCAUACCAAUUUGGUAGUAACCAGAUAUUCCAGGUGGUGGGUGGCUCUGGGACUGUCAUGUCGGCUGUCUCGGGAGUGAGUAGCAGUAGCGGCGGCAGUUCCGGUCAACCCACACCCAUUGCACUUGUACCCAACGUAAUCGACUCUCUCUCUAGGUUGUCCGCAUCACAGAACACAACGUCCAGUCCUAAAAAUCCUACGGCAAAGUUGUUAAGUCAACCAAGUAUAUCUAUAACGCCAUUACCACGUACAACAUCUCAGUCUUCUAUUCCUGGUUCCGGAACCUCAUCGAAGUCAGGAGGAAAGACCACAUUUGUUAUAUGCGAGAUUUGCGAUGGUUAUAUUAAGGAUUUAGAACAACUACGUAAUCACAUGCAAUGGAUCCACAAAGUAAAAAUACAUCCAAAGAUGAUUUACAAUAGACCUCCUUUGAACUGCCAAAAGUGUCAGUUCCGAUUUUUCACAGAUCAGGGUCUAGAAAGACACUUACUUGGGUCGCAUGGAUUGGUUACGUCGAGUAUGCAGGAAGCUGCAAAUAAAGGAAAGGAUGCAGGUCGCUGUCCCGCCUGUGGCAGGGUAUAUCAGUGGAAAUUACUAAAUCAUGUCGCGCGAGACCACGGAAUGACUCUAAAACCUGCGCAUCUAUCUUAUAAAUGUACAGUUUGCACUGCCACGUUUGGAAUGUAUAAGCAGUUCGAGAAUCAUGUUUACUCGGCACAUAGUGUCGUAGCUAAGAGAGUAAUGGAUAAGAAGAACACACCUUCAUCUCCAUCGUCCAGAUCCAAUGAUUCCCUUCUGAAACCAUUGAAGAUCAAUGACGAGAUCACAAUUAUUCCACAACCAGCAAAACCUACAACCAGGUCGGGUACAUCUCAAGGCAGAGGAAAAUAGCAAUGAUCAGCAGAGUGAUACAUGUGUCUUGUCUUACUGAAUUUCACGUAACAAUUUUGUGGUACUCCAUACCGGUCAUUGUAGUACACAGUGACUGACGUGCCGUGUACAUGUGUAUGCAUAUUAUUGCUUAAGACGCAAUUACAAACAAACAAACAAAGAAACGAAACAAAAAAAAAAUGAAACACACACGUAAAACUACAAUUCUUGGCAGAAACAAAAAAAAACAACUAGUUGAUUGCGUAAUAAUAUUCCAUCAAUGAUUAUACCGAUAUAUUUAUUUAAGAAUUUUUAUUGUUGUUAUCGGACAUACAUAAAAUAGACUGUAAAAAUAUUAAAGGGUGGCCUUCAGUCUAAUUCCUUGGUUAAUCCUAGAGCUGCAUACUCUCCUGACCUAUACACGCCUAUGAGAAAAAAAAACCUUAUAAAUACUAAGUGUAUUUACAUUUUAUGCGACACUCACAUGUCAUACUGCGAAUCACUCUUUAAAUAGAAAAUUCACUAUAAUAUAAAAUUCAUUUUCUAAGAUAAAUAUAUUUGAAUUAAUUAUAUUUUGUUAUUAAUGCUAAUACGAUUGCGUAGGGCAAUGGAAUGAUAAAACACUGUCCUUACUCUUACAUAAUCGAUACGUCAACGCAACAUGUUUGCGGAGAGCAAUUUCUGAACGAUAUACGAAAUAACAAAUUGUACUAAUUAACCAGAGUGCCCUAGACUGUCCCGCGCGCGGUAUACAUAUUUGGUAUUGUAAUAAUACCGCACUGCAAUCUUUUCUAUCAUGUGUACACUUACUUUUUUUCUCUUUUUUUUUUUUCUAAUUUCGCCAUCGUAUUUUUUCUCCUUGAAGCGACGAACGUGGGACUCGGCGAAUCGUUGCUUAAUUUGUAAACGUUUCGUGGAAGUUGCGUGUAUGAAAAUAAGUUAUAAUGUCAAAGACCUUUCGAGUUGUAAAUUGUAUCUAUUUCUAUAAGUUACAACCUUCGAUGGCAAGUAUUGUAAUAAAAGCAUUCAGUUUUAUUUUUGCGCUUUUAUAAGAACAAAAAUGUACAUUAAUAUAGAAUAUAAUAUAAACGAUUAUAUCAAUAAAAUAGGAUGGCACACA